Messenger RNA from Photinus pyralis (common eastern firefly), 4036 nucleotides. It is a transcript of the gene nompB, whose product is annotated as intraflagellar transport protein 88 homolog. Gene Ontology annotation, molecular function: kinesin binding. The transcript is spliced from 7 exons. Lineage: Eukaryota; Metazoa; Arthropoda; Insecta; Coleoptera; Lampyridae. The record is from RefSeq and is a predicted model, not a curated record. Gene Ontology annotation, cellular component: ciliary basal body; non-motile cilium; centriole. The coding region runs from base 1213 to 3861 and encodes 882 amino acids. Gene Ontology annotation, biological process: intraciliary transport; non-motile cilium assembly.
AUCGAAAAAGUACGAUUUAAGAAUGAACAUGUUCUCCUGAUAAUCAAGUCCUGAGUUAAAAUCUAAAAUCGCGGGAGGACCCCAUCAAAUCUUCCGCCUCUGAGGUGUAUUCCAACCCCCGGUGUUACACUUUCCCCAAAAAUGCUUAUCGAUGGUCCUCCUUAAAACAUCAUGAAAGAAGUGAACGUUUUUGUAAAAAAUCUAGGGGGGGGGGGGGAAUCCUCCAGCACAAUGGAACAACUAUCUCACAUUUAUGGUAAUUUUCGCGGAAUGACCAUCAAAUCAUCCUCUGCUGGGGGGUAUUCGCGUAUUCCACACCUCCCGGUGCUACGCUUUCCCCAAAAAUGCGAUAGCCCUCUUUAAAAAAUGUCAUGAUAGAAAUGAAACUGAGAAAAAGCAUCAAUUGCAUUAACAAGACCUGACGUAUGCAGUACGAAUCUAUCCUUUUCAGUAUGACCAUGUUCUCCUGAUAAUCAAUUUCAUCUAAACCUCCACUGCAUCGAGAAAAAGGAAAUAAAUGAUUGAGGAAGACCACGUAUUAUGUUCCCGUACACAUUUUCUUUUCUAAAUAAAUCAGGAUCGCAGAAACCCCAAGAAAAUAUAAACAGACGAUAAUUUAUUGACAAACUCCUCGAUUAUUAAUUCUGUUCUAAUUAAUUUUUUGAGAAUAUUAGGAUGACAGGAACUCAAAAAAUGGAAUAAUCCUCCUCUAAUACCGAUUUGUUCUCUUUAGAAAGAACUUAUUAGGAUCACAGAAACAUAAGUUUAUUUAAGGUGUAAAUGAUGGAACGUAUGUAUGGCGAAUCGUUUGAUAUCAAAUUCUUUAUUAAUAAUCAUAUCAGACAACUGAUGUAUUACGAAUUUCUGGGUAGUCCCUUCUAAAUAAUCAUGCCAUGAUCUCCGGCGUGUUCUUUAAAAAAUUGUGCUAGAAUCGCAGGUACGCCAGGAGGUGGAAAUAUGAAUUAAUUCGACAAACGUACGUUACGUUUUGGUUCUUACACAGGUAUUAGGAUUACAGGUCGUUCACGCUUUCUCCACUCUUGUGAUAAUUAACUAAUUGACGUAUCAGGAUCACAGACCAGUAUAAAAUAAGUCGCCUAUACAACAGUCACAGUUACAAUUGUCGUACGGCUAACCACCGUUCACUCUAAAAUUUGGCGCCGUUGCUUGGCAACCGACUGUUUGUAUUCCACCCUAAUCAACCUGUCCAAAAUGCUUGAAAUGGAAGAGGAGGACUUACAGUUGCUCUUCAGAAAGCCCAGCAAUGGCCCGAUUUCCAAGGAGGAAUCCUUCCGGCGGAUGCUCGCGACGGCCGACGCGUCGCGCAAGCCAGGUUUACGUUUGGGAACGGGGAUGCGACUCGGAACGAGUAUGCGACUGGGCACCUCCAUGCGUUUGGGCACACCGCAGGCCAUAGGAACGUCUUCUGGGUUUCACAGACUCGGAACGGGAAUGAUGCCCUUAACGGCGUACCGUCCGAUCACCGGCUUCCGUCCGAACACCGGCAGCGACGUCAACCGACCAAUGACCGCCGUACGCGGCGCCGGUUACUCGUCACAGAACAAAGUGUUCGACCCCUUAAAUCAGGGGUACUCGUACAGUUUGGAACUGCCGAGGGACGAGUCACCGGAAGAGAAGGUGCGCGUGCAAGAACGAAAAAUAAUGCAACUGGUGGAGGAGUCGUGCAACGCGCACAACGAGGGCAACUACCGACAGGCGCUCGACAGGGCGAAGGAGGCGUCGAAUAAGGAACGCAACUUGAUCCGCAUGCAGGAGCAGGCGGGCCUGGGUGACAGUCACAACAUGGACCUCACCUACACCGUCCUCUUCACCUUAGCCAACCAGUACGCCUGCAACGAGCUUUACACCGAAGCGCUCAACACCUAUCAGCUCAUUAUCAAGAACCGAAUGUUCUCCAACGCUCACCGUCUCAAAAUAAACAUGGGCAACAUCUACUACAAGCAGGGGCAGUACCAGCAGGCGAUCAAAAUGUAUCGCAUGGCGUUGGACCAGGUGCCGUCAAGCCAGAAGAAUCUGAGAAUCAAGAUCAUGCACAACAUCGGGAUGGUUUUCGUGCGCAUGGGACAGUGGGACGAGGCCGUCGCCAGCUUGGAGUACAUCAUGAACGAGCAGGCCAGCCACCGCGCCGGCUUGCACCUGAUACUGUGCUGCGUCGCGCUCGAAGACGUGGACAGGAUGAAAAAUGCCUUCAAUCUCCUCCUUUCAGUUCCGUUGGACUUGGAGGACGAGGAGAAGUACAACCACGUGCAGGAAGAUCCAAACGAUCGCCUGCUGGCCGGAGCUAUCCGAAAUGACGAUCUGCACGCGUACGAGAAGAAGACGAGGGCCGAUGCGGAAUUUUGCGUUUUGACCGCCGCUAAACUAAUCGCCCCGCUUAUCGAGAAUAGCUUCAGUGAAGGUACAGUUCCCUUUCCGAGUUCCCCCACCCUUAAUCUUUCCGAUCCUUUACGAAUCUUCUCGAAUUCUUUCCGAGCUCGUUCGUGUGCGGAUUCUGGGGCUGCGCCGCCUUCCCUCACUUCUCUCUUUACAGGCUACGACUGGUGCGUUUCGGUCGUGAAAAAUUCCGAAUACGCCCGACUAGCCGGCGACUUGGAGAUCAACAAGGCGGUGAUGUUCCUGAAGCAGAGACAGGUCGGCGACGCGAUCGACACCCUCAAGGCCUUCGGGAACGAGUCGAACAUCGGCAGCAACGCCGCCAUCAACCUCAGCUUCAUCUAUUUCCAGCAGAAGGACUACGAGAACGCGGAAAAGUACGGGCAAAUAGUGAAGAGCGUCGAUAACUACAACGCGGCCGGUUUCGUCAAUCUGGGCGCGUGCUACAUGGUGAAGAGCGAGCUGGAGCAGGCGAAAAGCUACUUUAUGAGCGCGCUCGAUUUGGAUCCGUCGUGCUUCGAGGCGCUCUACAACUUGGGGUUGGUGAUGAAGCAACAGGGCCACUACGACGACGCUCUCGAGUGCUUUCAGAAGUUUUCGGGUUCGCUCUCGCUACUGCCGGAGAUCGUUUACCAGACGGCUUGCAUUUUUGAGGGGCUUGGCGAUUUCGAGGCGGCAUCGGAGGCGUACCAGCAACUGCUCGGCUUGUUACCGACGGAUUCGAGUAUUUUACAAAAACUGGGCGAGCUGCACGACCACGAGGGCGACAAACAGCAGGCGCAUCACUAUCAUCUCGAGUCGUUCCGCUACAAUCCCUCGAACCUGUCGGUGAUCGAGUGGCUCGGCUCGUACUACAUCGAAAUGCAGGUCGUCGAGAAGGCCCUGAUUUACUUCGAGAAAGCGAAGCUAAUGCAGCCGAACGAGGCGAAGUGGCACAUGAUGGUUGCCGGCUGCCAUCGACGGACCGGUAACUUGCACAAGGCGCUGAAACUCUACCAGGAUAUCCACAAGCGGUUCCCGGACAACACCGAGUGCCUUAAAUUUUUAAUCAGGCUCUGCAACGACCUGGGGCUGCGAGAGUCGCAGGACUACAUUUUGGAGCUGAAGAAGCUCGAAAAGUCGAAGGAGGUCAGAGAUCGGGUCGGCAGCAGUCGUCCGGGUUCGCGCAGGACGAACAGCGGGCUUUCGUCACGGGCCGGUUCGGGAUUCAGUCCGGUUCCCGAACACGUUCGUUUGGCCACACCGUUCGAGUCGGGCAACAGAAGCGGCAGCUUCCGAUCGUCGCGUUUGUCUCAACUCCACAACAGCGCCGGAAGUGCGGAUUCGGGUUUCGUACAGCCCGUCGACGCAAGUUACAGCGAUCCUUUGGGCCCGCUUCCGGUGAGGCCCCGUACGGGAGCAGGCAAACCAAUUGAUUUUGAGGACUUCGGUGAUGAGCAACUCGGUGAUGACUUGUUACCACAGUGAAUGUUAGUUUAAUUCGUUUUAAGGCACAUUCUGAUCACUUAGGUAAAAUAAAGACACAAAAUCAAGUUUUUUUCUUCUUCUAAAUAUUCUCGCGAACUUUCUCGAACGUUUAACAAUCAAGAUUUUUCAUAAUCUUGCCGUGUUCUUCCCGAAUUUGUGUAUUAUUUCCAUGUGG